Messenger RNA from Sinocyclocheilus anshuiensis, 1151 nucleotides. RefSeq names its product syntaphilin-like. The coding region runs from base 120 to 1151 and encodes 343 amino acids. Gene Ontology annotation, biological process: neuron differentiation. Gene Ontology annotation, cellular component: mitochondrion; cytoplasmic microtubule. The record is from RefSeq and is a predicted model, not a curated record. The transcript is spliced from 5 exons. NCBI's taxonomy places the organism in Eukaryota, Metazoa, Chordata, Actinopteri, Cypriniformes, Cyprinidae.
CGCAGGGCACCGCCAACAUCCAUGAACAAACUUCACUGGGAUACUACUGGGAAGAGCAGAGGAUAUCUGUCCUGAGGAAUCCUUGUAAUUGUGCCGUUACAAGGUGUGAGUCCUCAUCCAUGUCCCUCUCAGCGAACCGAAGGCCAUCUGCUGGUUCCCGCAGGUGGCCAGCUGCCCCAAGCAGCACUCGACACUCGCAUGGAGACUCGUCUGUCCGUAGCAGUUACACAACAGCGUCCUGCAAGUGCACAGAGAGCAAUACUGUACCACGCUCCAACCCAGCCACACCACGACGGCAGGCAAAGUAUGCAACCUGUAGUGAGAAUCAUGGGAUCCGUCCGCCUGCUCCUGAGCAGUAUCUCACCCCACUGCAGCAGAAGGAAGUGUGUAUUCGCCACUUACAAGCUCGGCUGAAAGAAAACGUGGAGAGGCUUCAGGACCGAGACUCUGAGAUCGAGGAGUUACGGGUGCAGCUGACUCGGAUGCAGGACGAUUGGAUCGAGGAGGAAUGUCAUCGCAUAGAGGCCCAGCUGGCCCUAAAAGAGGCCCGGAAGGAGAUCCGGCAGCUUCAGCAGGCUGUGGAAACCGUUAGGUCCAAUCUGGGGCCCCAUGAGGUAGAUCAACAGGACUGUAAAUCUGAAGGUCUAGGCGUCGGUAAGAUAGGCCCACGAUUUGGGGCAUCCAGAUCUUGUGGCUGCUCUCCGGCCCACACCAUGAGCCGCAGUGCCACCUUCACCAGGCUGAGCAGUGACACGUCACCUGGUGCUAAAGAUCGCAAUGGAAACGUACGUUCUGAUCGCUACAUUCCCGCCAACAGAGGGGCGAUGACAUUACCAAGAGGGGACGGACGUACUCAUCUACUUUUAGAAGCAGCUCUACUGUCUGAGCAAGUUCCUCACGCAACGCUAUGCUCCACUUUGUCACGAUCCUCCACCGGCGAGAGAUUGUGCAGCGGAGAGACGGUGUUGCCCGUUAGCCGAUCCUGCCAUGCUGUUAACAACAACUGCAGCUGUGCUCCACAUGCCUACCUCCCACACCACCAUUUGUUUUUGCACCUCCCACAGGAGGAAGUUUUCGCCAUCCUCUGCAACUACUUCCCCUGCUCAAAUGUCAUACGUCACAGAAACUUUGCCGCUAGACAACACAGUUGA